Austrofundulus limnaeus is the source of this 4605-nucleotide messenger RNA. It is a transcript of the gene cdh8, whose product is annotated as cadherin 8. Gene Ontology annotation, cellular component: axon terminus; adherens junction; synaptic cleft. The record is from RefSeq and is a predicted model, not a curated record. Lineage: Eukaryota; Metazoa; Chordata; Actinopteri; Cyprinodontiformes; Rivulidae. Gene Ontology annotation, molecular function: cadherin binding; beta-catenin binding; calcium ion binding. Gene Ontology annotation, biological process: multicellular organism development; cell morphogenesis; cell-cell adhesion mediated by cadherin.
UAAAACAAAACAAAACAAAAAUAAUAGUAAUAAUAAAUAAAAACUGCUGGACGGAUCUUGUUUAAACCCGAAGUGUUGCACCUUUUUUUUCUGCUUUCGGAACGAGAACCCCCUCCAUGGAGGAGUUUUUGGCGUAUUUUUAACGUUUGGGGGAAACGACAAAACGACUGAACAAUGCAGAAGCGGGAUAGGAUCCGGAUCUCACGAGUCUCCCCCUCGGAGUAACGCCAAAUGGAUGCUGUGCUACGAGCCUCACACCCCUUCUCCCCCCUUCGCCAACUGCUAUGGAGGCAUGCCAAGCCAUGCAAGUGACCUUUAUCACACCAUGAAUGCAGACUCCGCCGUUCAAAGAGGACACAAGUAACCUUUUCUUGUUAUCUAAGAAGGAGCUGUUGAUCUGAAGAGGAGGAGGAGGAGACGGGGUGGUACAAGAGGCGGAGAUUAAAAAAAGAAGAAAUAAUAAAAAAAAAACAGAGGUUAAUAAAACCCAACAAACAAAGCAAAACAAAAACAAGCAAGCAGGACACACACAACGACAGGAUGCCAAAGAGGUCCGAGGAGAUGCUGGUGGAUCUGUGGAUGUCCUUGCUGCUGGUGUGGAUUACUUGCGUUCCCUCCGUCUCCAUGACUCCUAUCACGGGCCAGUCCAGAAGUACACAAACCGGUGGGCCCAUGGCGGCGGUGGCAGCGAGUGGUCUUGGCGAAGGACAAAGAUUACUAAGUCGCGCCAAGAGAGGAUGGGUUUGGAAUCAAAUGUUUGUGCUGGAGGAAUUUUCUGGACGCGAUCCAAUUCUGGUUGGCAGGCUACACACAGACUUGGACGUUGGCAACAAGAACAUCAAAUACGUUCUUGCAGGUGAGGGAGCAGGCACCAUUUUUGCAAUCAAUGAGUUAACGGGGGACAUCCACGCCAUGAAGAGGCUGGACCGUGAGGAGAAAGCUGAGUACACGCUAACAGCACAGGUCGUUAACGCCGACACGGACGAGCCUUUGGAGCCACCGUCGGAGUUCAUCAUUAAAGUUCAGGACAUAAACGACAAUUCACCACAGUUCGUUGAAGGCCCGUACCGAGCAUCAGUUCCAGAAAUGUCUGCUGUUGGUACCCCGGUAACCAGGGUAACAGCCACAGAUGCUGAUGAUCCAGUGUAUGGGAACAGYGCAAAACUAGUCUACAGCAUACUGGAGGGACAACCAUAUUUUUCUGUUGACCCAAACUCUGCAACCAUAAAAAUUGCCCUCCAUGGGAUGGAUCGGGAGAUGAGAGAGGAGUACCUGGUGGUGAUACAGGCUAAAGACAUGGGAGGACAUAUGGGCGGUUUGUCUGGAACGACGACUGUGACCGUCACGCUAACGGACAUUAACGACAACCCACCAAAGUUUUCCAAAAGUUUGUAUGAAUUUGUAAUCCCAGAAGACCUACCAGUAGGAAAAAUGGGUGGCAAGGUAAAGGCAGUUGAUCGAGACAUCGGUGAUAAUGCCAAGUCGACAUAUAACAUCAUAGAGGGAGACGAGCAAGGCACGUUUGAGAUUAUUACAGACGCACAAACGCAAGAGGGGAUACUCAGGCUAAAAAAGCCCUUAGAUUAYGAGGGUAAGAGAGCCUACACAUUGAAAGUGGAAGCAACCAACAUUCGCCCUGAGCCCGGCCUCAACCCACCCUUCAAGGAUACGGCCACUGUGAAGAUAGCGGUGGAAGACUCAGACGAGCCUCCUGUUUUCACCAGACCUGUGUACUUACUGGAAGUAAAUGAGAACGCCCCCAUCAACACGGUCAUAGGAACGGUCACYGCCAGGGACCCAGACUCCUCGGGGAGCCUUGUCAGAUACUUUAUCGACCGGCACACAGACCUGGAGAGGCAGUUCAACAUCAACGUGGAUGACGGGAAGAUCACGCUGGCCAAACCACUGGACCGGGAAACCGACAUGUGGCACAACAUCACCGUAACAGCUACAGAACUCAAGAACCACAGCCAAAUAUCAAGGGCGAUUGUGGCCAUCAGAGUAAUGGACAUUAACGACAAUGCCCCUGAAUUUGCCGAUGAAUACCAGGCCGUUCUUUGUGAAAAUGGAAAACCUGGACAGGUGAUUCAGACUGUCAGUGCUGUGGACAAAGACGACCCGAUACAGGGUCACUACUUUGACUAUCGCCUAGUGCCUGAGAUGCUCAACAACCCAAAUUUUACCAUUAAAAACAACCAAGACAAUACAAUCAGUGUUCUUGCCAAACAUGACACCUUUCGACGACAGAAACAGGAGACAUACUUCCUGCCUAUCAUCGUGACAGACAAUGGGCAUCCACCAAUGAGCAGCACCAACACCUUGACCAUCCGAGUCUGUGGAUGCAGCAAAGAUGGAAUAGUCCAGUCCUGCAAUGUUGAAGCCUACGUCUUACCUAUUGGGCUUAGUAUGGGGGCUCUCAUUGCCAUCCUGGCUUGCGUCAUACUCCUGCUAGUAAUAGUAGUACUUUUUGUGACCCUGAGGAGACACAAGAAUGAACCUUUGAUUAUUAAGGAUGAUGAAGAUGUCAGAGAGAAUAUUAUCCGGUAUGACGAUGAAGGAGGUGGUGAGGAAGACACAGAGGCGUUUGACAUUGCCACACUACAGAACCCGGAUGGUAUCAAUGGAUACCUGCCACGCAAAGACAUCAAGCCAGACUUACAGUUUAUGCCACGGGCAGGCCAGCACUCUGGCCCAAACGGUGUGGACGUGGAUGAAUUUAUCAAUGUACGACUCCACGAGGCAGACAAUGAUCCAACAGCACCGCCUUAUGACUCCAUCCAGAUCUAUGGAUACGAGGGCCGGGGAUCAAUUGCAGGUUCCCUUAGCUCAUUGGAAACAGCAUCGUCAGACUCAGAUCAGAAUUAUGACUAUCUCAGAGAGUGGGGCCCACGCUUUAGAAGACUUGGGGAGCUCUACUCUGUGGGUGAGAGUGACCGCGAGACCUGACCUUUGUUUUGUUAGAAGGGAAAAAAAAGACCUUUGACUUUUUUUGCUUUUCUGUCCACAUAUUUGUGUAGGGGUUGCUGGCUUAUAGAAACAGGUGUAAAAAACAAAAACAAACAAACAUACAAAACAAAACAAAACAAACAAAAAAACUGUUAUUAAAAAUGAGGGCCACCUUUUUGUAAUUUUUUUAGAGUGAGGUAUAGCAGUUGUCAUUCACUACGUCAAGCGCAUUGUACUUGUUGAGCCAAACAAUGUCUUUCUUAGAAGAACUAUGAUUCUUGUGGAGUGUACCUUAGAUUCUUUUGUGGAGUGUCUAGCAGUACUUUGGGUGUUUGUCAUUUGCUAUGACGGCCAGUAGCAGAAAACCCCUGGCAAUUCUGGUAGUUGCCCAAUGAACAGUUAUUGUUGGAUUCUGAAGCUUGAAUGGACACCAUACCCCAUGCUCUAUGGACACCAAGUUGGACUACAGAAGCUGCAAAGGGACUGAUACCCUUGUCUCCCAAAGUCACCCAGCUGAAAGGUAAAAGGGAGACAAAAUGAAAAUGAAAAAGCAAUAUAUGGUCUUCAUUACAUUGAUGAAUGUAAGUAUGGUUUGAAAGGGAAAAUAGCAAAAAGACAAACCAGUAUUGGUGGUCAGUUUGUCAUAAUUUGAAAUGUUCUCUGGUGGCAACAUUUAUAAACUAUCUAAAGCCCAGAAAGGCUUGCUUUAUACAACUCUUUGUAUUUACAUGCUACAGGUGUGGGUUCCAAGUGUUACUAGCCUAUAAAGACUGAUGUAAAGACAAAAAAGAGAAAUGUAGAAACUCUGAGGCCUUCUUUUUACAGAAGCAACAUUAAAUACAAUUGUAAUCUACUGUUUUUGACAAGAUGUGUUAAUUCUUCAUUACUGUUCUAUCAAUUCUUUUGUAUAUCUGUUAUUAAAUCAUUUUUUUCUGUACCAACUAUUUGAAAGAAGUGUUUAGAUUAUUUCACAUUUAGCUUUUUCCACCACUUGAACACUAUUUCAUAACAGCCAAACAAUAUCAUAAAUCCAUUGCAGUUGUUGAAAUAGUCCAGAUGUAAGCAGACACAAAUGUUCCAAGAUACCCCAACAAUAAAGAUAAUUUAUUAAAUUGGAACUAAGACCUAUCUGACAAAUGAGGAUUCUGAAUAGAUUAAAACAAUAUCCAAUGGUACAGUAAGUGAGUGCAAUAGUCAAAUUGAUAUCAAAUUAUGUGACUUUAAAAAUCAAAUCACGUUUAGAAAAAACAGAUUGUAUUAGCCCAAGAAAAAAAAAUUGGAACACAGAUUGAGAUCAUGUGCAUAUUGUGCUUACACUGUAUGAUACCAAUAAAAAAGACUUGUUCUGUACAUAAAGUUACCGCUAACGUCAUUAGCUUAUGAGGUGGUAGGUUUUGUCUCUGCACGUUAGCUCUUGCACAUAAUGGGAAUUUCAAUGGCACUACAGCUGCGUGUAUACUCAGUUUGUACUGAUACAGUAUUCUGGCAGUUCUCAGUAGACUAAACAAUAUAUAUGAAAUAGUCCAACAUGCAGAUCAUAUUUUCUACUGUGCUUUGAUGCUUAUAAAUGUGUAUGUUCAAUUAUUUACUCCCUGUACUGUAAUCUAAGAUACCCUGUAUUGUUUCCUACUUUGUGAAAUAUAUUUUUAUAAAUAUUGC